Messenger RNA from Pseudomassariella vexata, 1503 nucleotides. RefSeq names its product mannosyltransferase putative-domain-containing protein. Gene Ontology annotation, cellular component: Golgi apparatus. Gene Ontology annotation, molecular function: alpha-1,2-mannosyltransferase activity. Lineage: Eukaryota; Fungi; Ascomycota; Sordariomycetes; Amphisphaeriales; Pseudomassariaceae. Gene Ontology annotation, biological process: mannan biosynthetic process. The record is from RefSeq and is a predicted model, not a curated record. Bases 1 to 1503 code for a protein of 500 amino acids. The transcript has 2 exons.
AUGCGUCGCGCCCUCUUGACUCUUCCCUUCGCCCUCCUCCUGCUCCUCUUCCUCGAUCAACCAUCGCACUACUUCCCACUACCUGCCACCACAACCACAUCGUCCACGACCGGCAGCAGCAGCGACGGUGGUCUCUCCUCUUUCUUCCGCCCUGCCCGCCCCAUCUCGGGACACGCGCACCUCCACUCCCCCACGGUGCAAUCCUUCUGGCGGCUCCUCCGCGACGAGCUAUUCCGGCUCACGCCCGCUGUGGACCCGAUCCACCAGCCCGACGAUGGCAAAGUAACCGGGGAGGACCAAGCCCCCGAGAACCUCGACAACCACCCGCGCCCGAGUCUCAUCUACCUCGACGAGAUCACCAAGACCACCCUGCGCACCUCGCACGAUGCCAUGCUUAAAUUUGCCCGGGGCCAGGCUUCCUCCGAACUGCCGUUUCAGGUGCGCACCAGGGGCAUCGUCACUACGGCUGGCGGGAGCUACUUCGGUAUGGUGGUUGUUUCGCUGCGCAUGCUGAGGAGCACGGGGUCCAAACUCCCCGUGACGGUGUUCCUCGAUACGCACAAAGACUACGACCCGCUUGUCUGCGGGGAGGUUCUGCCUGAUUUAAACGCUGAGUGCGUUGUUCUCUCGGACCUGCUGGACACGGCGCCCCCUUCGACGCCGCUGCUGCGGUACCAGUACAAGGUGUUCGCGAUCCUGUUUUCGCCGUUCCAGGAGGUGUUGUUCCUAGACGCGGAUGCGUUUCCCGCGCAUAAUCCCGAUCAGCUGUUCGAUACGCAGCCGUAUAAGUCGACGGGGCUGGUGACGUGGCCGGAUUUCUGGGUCAGUACCGCAAGCCCGCUGAUAUUCGACAUCACGCGGGUCAAGGCGCCACCGCUGGCAGCUAGGAAGAGUUCGGAAGCGGGUAUUCUGCUAUAUGACAAGGCGCGGCAUGCGACGGACUUGUUGAUGGCGCUGUACUAUAACUUCUUCGGGCCGGACUUGUACUAUCCGCUGCUGGCCCAGGGCGCGGCGGGCGAGGGGGACAAGGAUACCUUUUUGCAUGCGGCCACGGUGAUCGGGGCCGAAUGGUACGAUGUCAAGAGUCCCGUCACCGUCAUGGGACGAUGGCUCAACGACACGUGGCAUUCCUUUGGGAUGAAGCAGGCGGACCCCGCGGAGGAGUGGAAUAUUAACGAGACUUCGAAGCUGGAUCCUGGGAAAACGCUGAACGACCUGCAUCAGAGCACGCUGAAAACAGCAAGGCCGUUCUUCAUCCACAACAAUAUUGUGAAGUUCGACAUUGAGCGCAUACUAGAGCCAGGCAGCGCUUUGUUUGAUAUUAACGAGGCAGGCCAUUUGCAAAGGGUUUGGGGUCCACAACAGGAUGUGAUUCAAGAUUUCGGGUACGAUGUCGAGCAGGUACUCUGGACAGAGUUGAUCGUUACUGCGUGUCAACUCAUGACGAUGAGGGACUGUCGGAGGAUGAAGGACCUUGCCGCAGGCGUACUUGCUGUGCCGUAA